GGUCUGACUUCAUUUCCGUUUGUUUUUGUCUGCAUCUCAGAUCGCCCAACGGUCGACCCAACACGGAGGGAAUCCCCGCGCUUACGGAGUACACCUGGAGACACCCCCGACCCCUCCGACGGAACCCCCGACCGAACCCCUCGGAACCCUUCACGGCACGGGCCCCACCCUUGCGCCGCUUGCUGCAUUUGGGCACUCGAAACGGCACAAUCACAACCAAACUAACAUUAGGUACCGCCGGGGCACCAGGGCACACGCAUUCUCCUGCAGCUCUGCAAGCGAACGAGAGACGAUCCGAGCGACAUCACUGUACAGCAUGCGAGAGUCCCAAAAUCAACCUCAAAACACCAUGUCAUGACCCUGCGGUGACGGACUGCUCAGCGGAAGGGAUAUUACGACGUUGCAAUCAUGAGCGACAUCCUGGACGAUGGCUUGCGGGAGCAGUUGGCCGCUGCCCUGCUCGGUUGGGGUGGUGGGGGAGACGGGACGCAGCGCAUGUCAAGAGACACGAUCGAUUCAGCUGGUGACGGUAGCGGACGGGCGACCCCGAAACCGAUUCCGGCCCCCAACCAUCGACAGGGCCAAAUCCGGGGGGUAGUGGUUGGUUUUACCGACGAGGAAGACAGAGCCAACGACGACAUCGACGCCGAUUCAGUGGUCGACUCAAGCGACGACUGCAACGGUUGGUCCGACGGCAACACAAACGCGCACACCCACACCCAACAAGCGAGACGCCCGGCAGAACAGCCAACAAACCUGGUUGGCCAGAAGGCACUGCCGCCGCUCCCCGUCGAGCCAGCUGUUACUUCACCACAGCCUGAAAUGUCGUGCCGGAUCUCGCGAUUUCCCUUCUCACACCCAUGCGAGAUGCCCGAGUUGAUGCCAGACCAGGAGGAUACGGAUACCUUUAACAUGGGGCCCAGCCCGUCCGUGUCUGGCCCGGUGACCCCAAGCGUCGCCCCGGACGUCUUCCGCCCGCUAACACAGCUCAUGUCUCCCGACCUCGAGCUCGGGCGCCAUCUCAACCCCGCUUCUGAGCCCGAAUCGCACGAUAAGAUGCGCAAAAUGUCGAUCAAGUCCAUCGAGACGGCCGGCUCGGAUGGACUGGGUAUUAUUCAUGAAGAGGACGCCAACACGGACGGCGUGUCUCUCCUGACGCCCACCGAGGUGUCAUAUGGCCAGAGCACCGCUGACGGCGGUGACAGGCAGCUGUUUCUUACAGUGGACGACGGCGGUCACUGCCGGAGCGUCAGCUCGUUAGGAAGCGGGAGUUCGGGUGAGUGGCGGCCUAGCCAUGGGAACGCUGCUGUGCGGAAAUCCAUCAACCUCUUUUCACGAAUGCGCACCGCGAGCCGUGCCGAGGACCCAUGCCUUGAGAAACGAUCCUUGACUCCCAUGCAACUUAUUACCCCGCCCCGGGGACAAAACUAUCUCGAAGGCGAGCUGCCGACACCAGACGGGACCACCCCUACUUCGCCUUUUCCCAACACACCCCGGACUGAGGCCAGCACAACCACCAAGUUUUUCCAGCGCAUGCCGUGGCUCGGAGACUCCCAGCCAAAGAAACCAGAGGCGGUCUUCGGUGUGGAUCUUAAGGAGAGCAUCCGCGUCGCGCCCAUGAAAAUUAGGAUAUCGCACAAGGGGAGGAGCACAUCGCACCGGACGUUCCCGAUCGCGGUACACAAAUGCUGUGAAUUUAUUCGCCGCGCAGGCGGCACCGACACCAACAUUUUCUCAUCGCCCGGAAACCUUUACAACGUCACCAACCUCCAGGCCAUCUUCAGCACACCUCCGACGUUCGGCGAGCAGUUCUAUUUCGAGGGGAGCGACUACACGGUUCACGACGCGGCGCGCCUCAUUUUGGUGUACCUGGAGGCGUUGCCGAAACCGCUCAUCUCCCCAUCGGUCGUCAAAUCCUGGAUCCUACUCGCGCGGCAAGAAGGUGCCAUCGAACCCCCGUGCCCGCGCAUCGAAACGGGCCUCGACUUCUGGACCGAGGCGCUCAACCGACUCCCGACGGCCAACCGCAACUUGACUAAGCACCUCCUAACGCUGUUCGCCGAGGUGUUGCUCGCGGCUGCGGGGGUAAUCAACGAGGCCGAUGCGAGGCACUUGGCGGCGUCGGUGUCGCGGGCCAUGUUCCACCACGACGCGGACGGCGCGAGUCUGGACAACAAGGGGAAAGACGCAAAAAGGAAGCCGGCGAGAAGAAACGUGCAGCCAACGCUAGCACUGGCGUUUUUGAUCAAAAAGCGCGGGGAGUAUGCCGUGUCGCUCAGCGAGGCGGCGAAGAGUGACGCGGCCAGGAGGGACUCCAAAAUGUUCUUACCAACCACGAAGGAGAUGAUGGAGUGGAAAGGGGUGAACCAGUAAGCCCGUGUUGGGAUGAUGGACGGAGCAAAUCGCGUUGAGAUACCCCUUUUCUUUGUCGAUGCUCUCUGCUCUUACCUGCGGUUGUUGGCGGAUCUUUCUUUUGCUCUCGGU
Molecule: messenger RNA, 2484 nt
Organism: Chaetomium fimeti
Lineage: Eukaryota; Fungi; Ascomycota; Sordariomycetes; Sordariales; Chaetomiaceae
Exons: 2
Coding region: 409-2373 (654 amino acids)
Biological process (GO): signal transduction; activation of GTPase activity
Molecular function (GO): GTPase activator activity
Source: RefSeq, a predicted model, not a curated record